UGGUUGGCUGUCGUCCAGGCGACGGAGUGGGAGGGUGCACGGCACUUGCAGGUCUUCUAGGCUUGGUGCGGAGACGGCGGCGCUCGCGGCCUCGCUCUCCCUCCCCGGCUGCGACCGAGAGUCCACGGCUGCAGAUGGGAGACCAGGGCGUCGAGGAUGCGGGCGGGCCGGGUCCAGCAGCCGGCGCGGGAGCUGUUCCGGGACGCCGCCUUCCCCGCCUCAGAGUCCUCGCUCUUUUUCAAUUUGUCCACGCCGCUGGCCCAGUUUCGGGAGGACAUCACGUGGAGGCGCCCCCAGGAAAUUUGUACUGCGCCCCGGCUCUUUCCAGAUAACCCAUGGGAAGGACAGGUGAAGCAAGGGCUGCUGGGUGACUGCUGGUUCCUGUGCGCCUGCGCCGCCCUGCAGAAGAGUCGGCACCUCCUAGAGCGGACGCUGAGAGCCCUUCGCACUGCACAGCCCGGGAUGUCCAUCCAUCGUGGUCAGACUGUAGUUAGGACACUGAGGCCGCAGAUGACACCAUCUCACGCUCUCUCUCUGCCUCUCCCUGUGCAUGGGAGACUGUGCUUCUCCCGGUGCCAGAGAGAGGAUGUGUUCUGGCUUCCCUUACUGGAAAAGGUCUAUGCCAAGGUCCAUGGGUCGUACGAACACUUGUGGGCAGGGCAAGUGGCCGAUGCCCUGGUGGACCUGACCGGCGGCCUGGCAGAAAGGUGGAACCUGAGGGAUCUGGCUGGAAGGCAGCAGGACAGGCCUGCGGGCAGUCGGGAGCCCAGGACGUGUCGGCAGAUGCUACACCUGAAAGACCGGUGUCUGAUCAGCUGCUCACUGCUCAGCCCCAGAGCAGGUGCCACGGUGCUGGGGGAGUUCCACGCCUUCAUCGUCUCUGACCUGCAGGAGCUCCAAAGUCGGGCAGGCCGGGGCAUCCUCCUGCUGCGCAUUCUGAACCCCUGGGGCCGGCAGUGCUGGCAGGGACUCUGGAGAGAGGGGGGUGAAGGGUGGAGCCAGCUGGAGCCCACUGACAAGGCCAGGCUCCUGUCCCAGCUCCAGGAUGGGGAGUUCUGGGUGGAGGAGGAGGAGUUCCUCAGGGAGUUCGAUGAGGUCACCAUCAGCUACCCAGUCACGGAGGCCGGCCACCUGCAGAGCCUCUACACAGAGAAAACGCUGUGCCACGCACGGGCACUGCCCGGCGCCUGGGUCGAGGGGCAGUCUGCAGGAGGCUGCCGGAACAACAGCUGCUUUCCCUCCAACCCCAAGUUCUGGCUGCGGCUGUUGGAACCCAGCGAGGUGUGCGUGGCUGUCCUGCAGAGGCCCCAGGGGCACCUGGUGGGCCGGGCCCGGCCACUGGGAGGCCACAGCCAUGCCCUGGCCAGCUCCCCAAGCAAGGACUACCAGGCCGUGGGCCUGCACCUCUGGAAGGUAGAGAAGCGGCGGGUUAGCCUGCCAAGGGUCCUGUCUGCACCCCCGGUGGCCGGCACUGUGUGCCACGCCUAUGACCGAGAGGUGCACCUGCGCUGUGAGCUCUCUCCAGGCCACUACCUCGCCGUCCCCAGCACCUUCCUGAAGGACGUGUCCGCGCAGUUCCUGCUGCGGGUCUUCUCCACUGGGAAAGUGUCCCUCAGCAGUGCCGAGAGGCCGGCGGCCCAGAGCACCAACCACAGGACAGCCCUGCCCACGGGAGAGGUGGAGACCGUGCAGCUUCGGGGCUGUUGGAAAGCCGGCCAGACUGCAGGGGGCAGCAGGAACUUCGCCUCCUACCCCUGCAACCCCUGCCUCCCUUUCCUAGUCCCCGAGGGUGCCGGUCCCCGCUGUGUCCGCAUCACCCUGCAGCAGCACUGCCGGCUUGGCGACAGCCAGCUGCACCCCAUUGGCUUCCACGUCUUCCAGGUCCCAGAGGGUGGCGAGAGCCAGGAUGUGAGGUCCCUGCUGCUCCAAGAGCCACUGCUGAGCUGCGUGCCACAUUGCUACGCCGAGGAGGUGAGCCGGCUCUGCCUGCUGGCCGCCGGCACCUACAGGGUUGUGCCCUCCACCUACCUGCCUGAUGCCGAGGGCACCUUCACGGUGAUCAUCGCCACCAGAGUGGACAGGCGCUCCAUCCACAGCCAGGAGGUGCUGGGCCACUUCCUCCAGGAGGUCUCCACUAUGGCCGUGAUGAAGACCUGACGCCGCCCUGUGUGCCAGUCCCCGCAGCCAGAGCAUCCCUCCUAGGUGCCAUGGCUGGUUCUGAGCCUGGUGCCUCAGCCCUGCAGAGUGCUGGGUGCCAGGGCCAAGCGAGAGCCCUGUCCUAGAGAGGUGUGGCCCUGGGGUCCAGUGGGUGCUGCAGCGGGGAAGAGGACUGCAAGCGGCAACGCUGCCUGCCGCCCAAGACCAGCUGGGUGCAGACCCCGGGCCUGGCGCUGACGGCUCCGGAGUUGGCACCGCGGCCUUUGUUGCCUGCAGGCAGAGGCCGUAACCAGGCAGGAACAGGUUGUGGCAGAUGUUAUUUUAAACUAUUUAUUACUUGAAAUAUUUCCAGGAUGUGACUUUAUAAAUAAAUAAUCAUGAGCAAUUUA
Molecule: messenger RNA, 2546 nt
Organism: Chinchilla lanigera (long-tailed chinchilla)
Lineage: Eukaryota; Metazoa; Chordata; Mammalia; Rodentia; Chinchillidae
Gene: Capn10
Product: calpain 10
Exons: 13
Coding region: 157-2157 (666 amino acids)
Biological process (GO): proteolysis
Cellular component (GO): cytoplasm
Molecular function (GO): calcium-dependent cysteine-type endopeptidase activity
Source: RefSeq, a predicted model, not a curated record